This is a messenger RNA of Xyrauchen texanus (razorback sucker), 2358 nucleotides long. Its product is annotated as sushi, von Willebrand factor type A, EGF and pentraxin domain-containing protein 1-like. Lineage: Eukaryota; Metazoa; Chordata; Actinopteri; Cypriniformes; Catostomidae. The transcript has 16 exons. The record is from RefSeq and is a predicted model, not a curated record. Bases 1 to 2358 code for a protein of 785 amino acids.
AUGCGAAAUUGGGCAGGUGGAACCUCAGUAUCUGGGGUUCCACUUGGGUCACGGACAGGUGUGACGCCAGAUUGUGUUGAAGCAGAGGAUUCUCCGCAAAUGCAGCUGGAUGACGGUCGUUCUAAAUCGGUGUUCAACAAAGGGCAGGAUGUGGAUUUUAAAUGCGAUCCAGGUUACACGCUAACAGCUGGAAUGGUGAAAUGUCCAGCAAUUUUCGUCGCCAAUGGUCAGGUUUCCACGCAAGCAGUUGUGUUUAACACCGUUGUUCAGAUCACCUGCGCUCCUGGACUUAAGCUGAAUGGAGGGCAGAAACUCCGCUGUGGAGCAGAUGGUUCCUUGAUGCCAAAUGUACCCACCUGUAAGCCAGUGACCUGUCCAGACAUUUACGUCGCCAAUGGUGAGGUUGCCCCACAAGCGGUCGUGUUUAACACUGUUGUUCAGAUCACCUGCUCUCCUGGAUUCAGUCUGAAUGGAGCACAGCAACUCCGCUGUGGAGCAGAUGGUUCCUGGACGUCAAAUGUUCCCACCUGUGAGCCAGUAUUUCAGAGUCCAGAAUCCGUGACCUGUUCAGCACCCGUGGUUGAAAAUGGAGUGGUAAAAGGUGGAGCCAAGCCAUCGUACGAACCCAACGAUACUGUUAUCAUCAAAGCUGGCUGUCAUUGUGUUGAACCAGAGGAUUCUCCGCAAAUGCAGCUGGAUGAUGGUCGUUCUAAAUCGGUGUUCAAGAAAGGGCAGGAUGUGGAGUUUAAAUGCGAUCCAGGUUACACGCUAGCAAAAGGAAUAGUGAAAUGUCCAGCAAUUUCCGUUGCCAAUGGUCAGGUUUCCACGCAAGCGGUUGUGUUUAACACCGUUGUUCAGAUCACCUGCGCUCCUGGCUUUAAGCUGAAUGGAGGGCAGAAACUCCGCUGUGGAGCAGAUGGUUCCUGGAUUCCAAAUGUUCCCACCUGUAAGCCAGUGAAAUGUCCGUCCAUUGUCAUCACCAAUGGACGGGUUUCCCCACAAGCGGUCUUGUUUAAUGCAGUUGUUCAGAUCACUUGUGCUCCUGGAUUCAAGCUGAAUGGAGCACAGCAAGUCCGCUGUGGAGCAGAUGGUUUCUGGACUCCAAACAUUCCCACCUGUGAGCCCGUGAAAUGUCCAGUCGUAGUCGUCGCCAAUGGUGUGGCUGCCCCACAAGCGGUUUCAUUUAAAGCUGUUGUCCAGAUCUUCUGCGAUCGUGGGUUUGUACUGAACGGAGCACAAUUAAUCCGUUGUGGAGCUGAUGGUUCCUGGACGCCAAACAUUCCCACCUGUGAGCCAGUAACUUGUCCAGACAUUUACGUCGCCAAUGGUGAGGUUGCCCCACAAGCGGUCGUGUUUAACAACGUUGUUCAGAUCACCUGCUCUCCUGGAUUCAGUCUGAAUGGAGCGCAGCAACUCCGCUGUGGAGCAGAUGGUUCCUGGAUGUCAAAUGUUCCCACUUGUGAGCCAGUAACUUGUCCAGACAUUUACGUCGCCAAUGGUGAGGUUGCCCCACAAGCGGUCGUGUUUAACACCGUUGUUCAGAUCACCUGCUCUCCUGGAUUCAAUCUGAAUGGAGCACAGCAACUCUGCUGUGGAGCAGAUGGUUCCUGGAUGCCAAAUGUUCCCACCUGUGAGACUGUAACAUGUCCAGACAUUUACGUCGCCAAUGGUCAGGUUGCCCCACAAGCGGUCGUGUUUAACACCGUUGUUCAGAUCACCUGCUCUCCUGGAUUCAAUCUGAAUGGAGCACAGCAACUCCGCUGUGGAGCAGAUGGUUCCUGGAUGCCAAAUGUUCCCACCUGUGAGCCAGUAUUUCAGAGUCCAGAAUCUGUGAACUGUUCAGCACCCGUGGUUGAAAAUGGAGUGAUAAAAGGUGGAGCCAAGCCAUCGUAUGAACCCAAUGAUACUGUUAUCAUCAUCUGCAAAGCUGGCUGUCAUAUGAUUGAGUGUCAAAAAGAGUGUGGUGAACCACUGGUUUAUCCGGAAAUGCAGCUGGUUGGCUGCUAUGGUACUAAAUCUGGGUUCAACAAUGGGCAGGUUGUGAAUUAUAAAUGCGCUCCAGGUUACACGCCAACAGGCGGAAGUCCAAUAUCGCACUGUAUGGAAGGACACUGGUCUCCCUUGAAGAUGAAAUGCCUUGUGGUGAAAUGUCCAGCAAUUUCCGUUGCCAAUGGUCAGGUUUCCCCGCAAGCGGUUGUGUUUAACACCGUUGUUCAGAUCACCUGCGCUCCUGGAUUCAAGCUGAAUGGAGCACAGCAAGUCCGCUGUGGAGCAGAUGGUUCCUGGAUGCCAAAAGUUCCCACCUGUGUGCCCGUGUUUGAGUCCAGAAUCCGUGACCUGUUCAGCACCCGUGGUUGA